This is a messenger RNA of Pseudomassariella vexata, 774 nucleotides long. RefSeq names its product beta-lactamase-like protein. Lineage: Eukaryota; Fungi; Ascomycota; Sordariomycetes; Amphisphaeriales; Pseudomassariaceae. Gene Ontology annotation, molecular function: hydroxyacylglutathione hydrolase activity. The record is from RefSeq and is a predicted model, not a curated record. The transcript is spliced from 9 exons. Bases 1 to 774 code for a protein of 257 amino acids.
AUGCACAUCCAGUCGAUACCCAUGUGGGUGGGAAGUAGUAACAACUACGCAUACCUCGUCACCGACGAUAAGACCAAAGAUGCCGUUAUCAUUGACCCGGCGCACCCUGAGGAGGUCGCUCCAGUCUUGAAGCAGGCAAUCACGGAUGGCAAGGUCAACCUGACGGCUAUUGUCAACACUCACCAUCACUGGGAUCAUGCAGGUGGGAACAAGCAGAUGCUUGCGGAGCUCGGCACGCCGAAGCUCCCCAUCAUCGGCGGCCGAGAGUGCGAUGGUGUGACCCAAACACCGAUCAAUGGAGGUAGUUUCAAGCUGGGCAGCAUUGAAGUACAGAGCCUCUACACGCCCUGCCACACUCAAGACAGCAUCUGCUGGUUUAUGAAGGAUGGUGACGAGAAGGUUGUCUUCACGGGAGAUACAUUAUUUCAUGGUGGUUGCGGCAAGUUUUUCGAGGGCAGCGCGGCCGAGAUGCACAAGGCACUCAACACGACGCUCGCUGCGUUGCCGAAUGAUACCAAGGUCUAUCCUGGCCACGAGUACACCGCGUCGAAUGUGAAGUUCGGCGUUUCGGUGCUGCAGAAUGAGGCUAUCAAGAAGCUGCAAUCCUACGCAAAGGAGAAUAAAGAGACACAGGGCAAGUUUACAAUUGGAGAUGAGAAGGAACACAACGUAUUCAUGCGUGUUGAGGACCCGGAGAUACAGAAGGCGACUGGCAAGACCGACCCCGUGGAGGUCAUGGCUAAGCUUCGUGAAAUGAAGAACAACUUCAAGUGA